Tarenaya hassleriana is the source of this 1025-nucleotide messenger RNA. Its product is annotated as 40S ribosomal protein S4-3-like. Gene Ontology annotation, molecular function: structural constituent of ribosome; RNA binding. NCBI's taxonomy places the organism in Eukaryota, Viridiplantae, Streptophyta, Magnoliopsida, Brassicales, Cleomaceae. The transcript has 5 exons. Gene Ontology annotation, biological process: translation. Bases 94 to 882 code for a protein of 262 amino acids. Gene Ontology annotation, cellular component: ribosome; cytosolic small ribosomal subunit. The record is from RefSeq and is a predicted model, not a curated record.
UAUUUGUUCAUCUUUCUACCCUAGUUCGAGUGAAGCGCCGCGGCCGCUUAGGCGAAGAGGAAUCCGAAGGCGUUCGGAGCUACAGCUGCAAUUAUGGCUAGAGGAUUGAAGAAACAUCUGAAGAGGCUUAAUGCCCCAAAGCACUGGAUGCUUGACAAGCUUGGCGGUGCUUUUGCCCCCAAGCCGUCGUCUGGACCCCACAAGUCAAGGGAGUGCCUUCCUCUCAUCCUCAUCAUCCGAAACAGGUUGAAGUAUGCCCUGACAUACCGGGAGGUGAUUGCCAUCUUGAUGCAAAGGCAUGUUCUUGUCGAUGGAAAAGUUAGGACUGACAAGACAUACCCUGCUGGUUUCAUGGAUGUUGUCUCCAUCCCAAAGACGAAUGAGAACUUCCGUCUUCUGUAUGAUACCAAGGGGCGUUUCCGUCUCCACUCCAUCAGGGAUGAGGAGGCAAAGUUAAAGCUGUGCAAGGUGCGAUCUGUCCAGUUUGGUCAGAAGGGCAUUCCUUACCUGAACACCUAUGAUGGUCGCACCAUCCGUUACCCUGACCCACUCAUCAAGGCCAACGACACCAUCAAGCUUGACCUUGAGACCAACAAAAUCGUCGACUUCAUCAAAUUUGACGUGGGCAAUGUUGUGAUGGUCACAGGGGGUAGGAACAGAGGCAGGGUGGGAGUGAUAAAGAACAGGGAGAAGCAUAAGGGAAGCUUUGAUACAAUUCACAUUCAAGAUGCAACUGGGCAUGAGUUUGCUACAAGGAUGGGGAAUGUGUUCACCAUUGGCAAAGGAACAAAGCCAUGGGUGUCUCUUCCAAAGGGCAAAGGUAUUAAGCUGAGCAUCAUUGAAGAAGCCAGGAAGAGGCUUGUUGCCCAACAAGCUGCUUGAGAGUAACUUUUGUUUUCCAUGUCUGAAACUUGCGUUUACAGUCUUUUUUAUUCCUAGAACGACUUGCUUUUAUCCUAUUUAGGACCUUGGGUUUUGCAGAAUCUACCUCCCAGUUUGAAUAUCGAUUACUCUUUUUUUUUUAA